Paramecium sonneborni is the source of this 2149-nucleotide messenger RNA. Lineage: Eukaryota; Ciliophora; Oligohymenophorea; Peniculida; Parameciidae. The record is from the annotation of a GenBank genome assembly.
AUGAUUAAUUUUGGUGAUUAAGUGGGACAUAAAUUAUUUUGUUAAAAUAGUUUAGUUUUUACAUAUUCAGGAGAAGACUUAUUAAUAUUAGAAAAAGACACAAUGAAAAUGAGUAAUAGAAUCAAUGUAGGUAGUGAAAUAUUAACAAUCGGUGUAAAUGGGGACAUUUAUAUUUUGACUAAUAAUUAAGAAUUUAUUGUAUAUUCUGUAGAUGGUAAACGAUUAUAGAGUAAGUAACACAAAGGAAAAGUGUUUAAUCAUGCAUUAUUUCAUAAUGAUCAUUUUAUUGCUAUUGAUGGAACUAAUAUAAUUAGAGUAGGAAUAACUAGUUCUAUAAUAUAUGAUGCAUAAUAAUUAAGAAAAAUAACAAAUAUUGAAUAUUCGGGAUAUAAGGAAUAAUUAAUCAUUGCAGAUGACAAGUGUAUUCAUGUAAUAGGUAAUGAAGAUAAAAUCUUAAGAGAAUUCGGUAUAGGAAUAACAAUAAUGAAAUUGGAUGAUGAUUAAGAUCUUUUAGCAUGUGGAUUAGCUAAUGGUUAAUUAGUAUUACUGUAAUAUUCAACUGGUAUUAUAAUUUAAUAAGAUCAUUGGCAUGCUCAUUAGAUUAAUGCAUUGUUAUUUUAAGGUGCAUCACUCUAUUCUGCUGGUUAAGAAGGUGUUAUUGUAUAAUGGCAUUUAAGAGUUGCAAGAAAAGCAUUCUUUCCAAGAUAAGGAGGAGAAAUUGUAGCUAUAUGUAAUGCUGAUGAUAAUAUUAUUAUUAAUGUUUAAGGAAUUAAUCAAAUUAAGUAGAUUUCAUUAAUGGGUUAAAACAAAUUACCUAUUUAUUAAGGAAUUCAUCAUGUUUAUCCUAAAACAUUUAUCACUUUCUAAAAUAAAUUAAUCACUUAAGGAGCUAAUGGAACUUUAUAAGUUAUUCAUCCUAUUUAAGGUACUCUAUUAAAUGUCAUUCCAAUAUCUUAGAAAAAUUAUGUUUCUAAUAUUGAUGAAUCAUAUAAAAGAGAUACAACCACUAUUAAAUAAGUAUUAUUAUUUUAUCUAUUCUAGUUUGCAAUAUUAGAUAGAUUUUUAAUUGUUCUUUUGACAUCUACACUUAAAUAAACACUUUCAAUUUUUGAAAACAUUAAUAAUUUUGAAUUUAAUCUGAUUACUACAACUGAUUAUGAAAUUGAAGGUAUGGAUACAGGUCAUAAUUCUAUUAUCACUUGGGGUAAUGGAGAAAUUAGAUUAUGGAAACAAAUUAAGUAAAAUAAAGGAUAAUAUAAUUGGAAUUGUAUAUUCAGAGCUAAUGGCUAUAAAGGAACUAAAAUAUUAACAUCUUUUAUCUAAGAUGAAUAAACCAUUAUAAUUGUUACAUCUAUUACUAUUUUAUAUGUAAACAUCAAAAAUAAUAAUAUUGUGAAAGAAGUAACUUUAGAUUAAACAUCACCUGAAGCUGCUUUUAUUUAUUAAUCAGGUGUAAUAGUUUGUAAUGGAGGCACUAUUACUAUCUAUCAAGAUACCAAAAAAUAAAUUAUCACCUAAUUUGGUAAUGCUUAAUCUAUUUCCAAAAUUAAUGAAAAUUUAAUCACUAUUUAAUAUGAGAAUUAAGUGGCUUUAAUCUUAGAUCUCAAACAAUCUAAAAUUCUUCAUGGAAUUGCCUCAUAAAAAUUAGUAUCAGCUAUUAUAAAUGGCAGGUAUCAUAUAAAUUAAAUAUUUUAGAACUCUAUUAUAUUCUUACACAAACAAAAAUAAUUUAUAUAAAUUUGUUACUGUUUUAAGUACUGAAAGAAAAGCCUCUUUAAUGAUGGAUGAAUAAGAAACUGCUCAUUUUGAAUAAGUUGAAUAACCUGAUAAACCUAUAAUCUAAGAUGAUGCAACACUUGAUCCAAAUGUCUAUAGGCGUUUAUAAUUAGCUAAAUAUGCUAGAUAAAUGUAAUAUCAUAACUUUAUUUCAAGAAAAGAACUCAACAUUAGAGAAUUUUUAACUACCUAAUCCUAAAUGUUGCCUUCCUUAACAUUUCUAGCUGAUCGAGUCAUUGAUGUUUUUAAAUAAGAUCUAAGUGAAUAACAAAAAAAUUAAUCAUUUGGAACCAAUCUAAAUCAAGAAGAAUCAUAAUCUAAUCAAUUUAAGACAUCCUUAUAAUUACAUCAAUUAAAGAAAUUGUUUAAAUGA